AAUCCAACACCUUCAACUUCUAAUUAAACACAGAAGAUUUAUGAAAAAUCUGGUUUAAUCACCUUCAAUAGCACCGGAAAUCGAAAAGCCAUAGAAAACGUAAACAAAAAGCAUAAAUAGUAUGGCGAUAACAUAUCUUCACAGCAGAAAGAAUAAGGGGAAGAUGAACAUGGCAACUGAAACAGCCUCCAACCAUGAAGUACGGUAACUGUAGCAAAUCAAAUGUAUAAGAGAGCCCGAAUUUACAUUGCUUUGUUGUUUGCAGGACUUGAUUCGAGUUAUGUACAAGGAUCGGAGUGGAGGAAUAAUGGGUGGUGGUGGAUCGUCGAUAUCGGUGGAGCUAUUGAUAGAAAACGGAUCAAUGAUGCUUUAGACAAACAUCUGAAGAAAUCUUCACCUUCCACAUCUAUGAUUGAUUCCCCUCAACCUCCACUGCACUCUCAGUUUCCCGAUCAUCGCUCUUUUCGCUCAUCUGAAGAUACACGUUGUAUUUCGUGGUUCGGUAAUUUGAGAGGGAAUGAGUUUUUCUGUGAAGUAGAUGAAGAUUACAUAUAUGAUGAUUUCAGUCUUUGUGGAUUGAGUGGUGAUAUGUUCACUAAAAAGAAGAACGAGAUGGUGCAGUCAGCUGCUGAGAUGUUGUACGCUCUUAUUCAUGUUCGUUACAUCCUCAGUACUAAAGAAAUGGCUCAUAUGAACUGAACUCAUGUACCCAACACACAUAAUAGAAAAAUGAAAAGGAAUGUUCAGAAUUUGUUGUUCUCAGCGAGUUCAAACUUGGGAAAGUUUGUAGGUAAUUACUAUUCAGAGGCGGAGUAAUGACAUAUGUAAGGUACAGUUUGUCAUGCACAAAGUGGUGGUGAAGAUAUUUGAUUAUUUAAAAUGAUUUUCUGGAUAGAUGAAAUCGAGAAAAAUUCAUUGUUUCUUCAGGUUAGUAUGUCUCACUUAUUAUGGUCAUGUUGUCGGAUAGU
Thlaspi arvense is the source of this 968-nucleotide messenger RNA. Lineage: Eukaryota; Viridiplantae; Streptophyta; Magnoliopsida; Brassicales; Brassicaceae. The record is from the annotation of a GenBank genome assembly.